AGUCCUGAUGUCACUAAAGAGUACAUUGAACUGACAGCCUUCACAGAGCACAAUAGUCAGACAGGUGCUGUGACGCGCUCUGCUGGACGUCCUGCUCUGCUUAUCAGCAGCACCAGCUGGACUGAGGAUGAAGACUUCUCAGUUCUUUUACAAGCUCUUGAAGAGUAUGAGAAGUUUGUAGAGGCAGGACACAAACUUCCAUCAUUGGUUUGUGUGAUUACAGGUAAGGGUCCUCAGAAGGACUAUUACAAGAAGCUGAUUGACUCUAAAGAAUUUCAUCAUAUCAAGAUUUGCACUCCAUGGCUGGAAGCAGAGGAUUAUCCAGUUUUACUUGGUUCCGCUGAUCUUGGGGUCUGCUUGCACAAAUCCUCCAGUGGUCUUGACCUUCCAAUGAAAGUGGUCGACAUGUUUGGUUGUUGCCUGCCAGUCUGUGCCAUACACUUUCAGUGCUUGCAUGAGCUGGUGAAACAUGAGGAAAAUGGGCUCAUUUUCAAAGACUCCAAGGAGCUGUCUGAACAGUUAAAGCUUCUGCUUUCAGACUUCCCUAGUGAUCAGGGGAAACUGGGCAUCUUCAGGAAGAAUCUAAGGGAAAGCGGGCAGCAGCGCUGGGAUGAGAACUGGGACCAUAACGUCCUGCCACUUAUUAAAGAGCACUGUGACUGACUGUCUAGGUGAUGGGUUUAUCUAACGUUCUCUCAAAUCCUUUGACUCCCAUUCAAUGGAAAGUUACUGUCAGGUAUUUGCACAGGGUACACAAUUUUAAGCUAACUGUCCCCACAACGGGACAUUCAGCAUUCCAGCAAUGCAAUUGGGAAAGACUUGAAUAUGAGAAUAAAAAGCACACUAUCCUUGUAAAUAUUAUGUAAAUAAAUACUUUACUACAAAGA
Molecule: messenger RNA, 887 nt
Organism: Sinocyclocheilus grahami
Lineage: Eukaryota; Metazoa; Chordata; Actinopteri; Cypriniformes; Cyprinidae
Product: chitobiosyldiphosphodolichol beta-mannosyltransferase-like
Exons: 7
Cellular component (GO): endoplasmic reticulum
Molecular function (GO): mannosyltransferase activity
Source: RefSeq, a predicted model, not a curated record